Molecule: messenger RNA, 744 nt
Organism: Clarias gariepinus (North African catfish)
Lineage: Eukaryota; Metazoa; Chordata; Actinopteri; Siluriformes; Clariidae
Product: low affinity immunoglobulin gamma Fc region receptor III-like
Exons: 3
Coding region: 1-744 (247 amino acids)
Biological process (GO): cell surface receptor signaling pathway
Molecular function (GO): transmembrane signaling receptor activity
Source: RefSeq, a predicted model, not a curated record
AUGAUAGCAAGAGUUCUGGAGCAGCGAAAUGCCUUGUCCAAGAUUCUUUCUGCAGACCGUAAAGUUCGACACCUACUGCCCUCAUGGCAAGAUCUGGAGAUCCUGGAAGUUGUGAACAAGGCACUCAGCCCACUCCAGGACUUCACGGAUGCCCAGUCGGAGAGUCCUAAACCUGUGGUGAUUAUAAAGCCUGAUACACAGGUGUUCAGAGGAGAGAGAGUGACUUUCAGGUGUGACAUGAAGAGAGGAGGAGACACUGAGUGGACAUAUGAGUGGUAUAGAGACGGUUACACAUUCUCCCCAUACAGCACAGCACAGGAGUUUACAGUCACAGAUAAUUAUUACUCCAGUGGUAAAUACACCUGCAGAGGGAGGAGAAGAGACUCUCAGCUCUCACAGAUCAGUGAUCCUGUUACACUCUCUGUAUCAGAAAAACCCAAAGCUGUGAUCACAUCAAGUCCUAAAGGAGACGUCCUGACAGGAAACUCAGUGACUCUGACCUGUACACUGAAUGUGCAGUCUGCUGGAUGGAAGUUUUACUGGAUCACACCCACACAGAGCACUGAGACUGAGACUGCAGCACAGUACAACUCCUACUACUACUACUACUACUACUCCCUCUACACCAUCAGAUCAGUUAGUGUCUCUGAUAGAGGUCAGUACAAGUGCAGAGCUGGAAGAGGAAACCCAGUCUACUACACACAAUACAGUGAUGCACUCUGGGUAAAUGUUAUUGGUGAGUAA